Molecule: messenger RNA, 2783 nt
Organism: Lates calcarifer (barramundi perch)
Lineage: Eukaryota; Metazoa; Chordata; Actinopteri; Centropomidae
Gene: ndrg1a
Product: N-myc downstream regulated 1a
Exons: 16
Coding region: 184-1380 (398 amino acids)
Biological process (GO): signal transduction
Cellular component (GO): cytoplasm
Source: RefSeq, a predicted model, not a curated record
UCCCUCAUACACCCGCCUUGGUGCUUACACGUAAUAAACAAAGCGACGCUUCUGUCACUGCUGCGUUUUUUUUGCGCUGUUUGAAAAAAAGAAAAGAAAAGUUUUGUGGACAUUUUUUGGGAGUGUUCAUCUCAGGAUAAUCAGACAAUCAAGUGAGAUCCUAAGGCUCUACAGCUCUUUGAAAUGGAUGACAUCCAGGUUGUUGAGUCCAAACCCCUGCUGGUUGACAGGGAGCUGCCGGGUCUGAGGGAGGCUGUGCAGCAGCUCGUUAUCAAGGAGCAUGAUGUGGAGACUCCUCAUGGAAGAAUCCACUGUACGAUGAAGGGGGCUCCUAAGGGGGACAGACCAGUCAUCCUAACCUUCCAUGACAUUGGACUGAACCACAAAACCUGCUGGGACACGCUCUUCAACCAUGAGGACAUGUCAGAGAUCAUGCAGCACUUUGCCGUGUGUCACGUUGAUGCCCCCGGGCAGCACGAGGGAGCUAACACCUUUUCCACUGGAUAUGAGUACCCCUCCAUGGACCAACUCUCUGAGACACUCCCCCUGGUGCUGAAGCACUUUGGGCUGAAGAGUGUUAUUGGAAUGGGCAUUGGAGCUGGGGCCUACAUUCUGACCAGAUUCGCUCUGGACUACCCCAACAUGGUAGAGGGCCUGCUGCUUAUCAACAUCAACCCAUGCGCUGAGGGAUGGAUGGACUGGGCUGCACACAAGAUCAGCGGCUGGACCCAUGCCAUGCCCGACAUGAUCAUCACCCACCUGUUUGGAAAGGAGGAGAUCCACCACAACCAGGACCUGAUUGCAACAUACCGUCACCACAUCUUAAACGACAUGAACCAGUUUAACCUGCAUCUCUUUGUCAAGUCCUAUGAAAGCCGGAGGGAUCUGGAAGUUGAGAGGCCGGUCCCUGGAAGCAAUGUCAGAACCCUCAAGUGCCCUUCUUUGCUGGUGGUUGGUGACAGCUCUCCUGCCGUGGAGGCUGUGGUUGAGUGCAACACCAAGCUGGACCCAACAAAGACUACCCUGCUUAAGAUGGCAGACUGCGGUGGCAUGCCCCAAGUUGACCAGCCUGGAAAACUGACAGAGGCUUUCAAGUACUUCAUUCAGGGCAUGGGAUACAUGCCCUCUGCCAGCAUGACCCGCCUGGUCCGCUCCCGCACGGCCUCCGGCUCCAGCGUCACCUCCUUCGACGGCAACCGCUCCCGCUCCCACACCAGUGAGGGCAACCGCUCCCGCUCUCACACCAAUGAGGGCAGCCGCAGCCGCAGCCAGACGACCGAGAACCAGCGCGGCCGCUCCCACACGGACGGCUCCAUGGACGGCUCGGCCAACAGCAACGUGGACCAGGCCGUGCCCAAGUCCACCGAAGUGUCCUGCUAAGCGAGCCUCUGCUCCCUGGACACCCCACAAAAAACAAAAAAAAGAAACCCUCUCAAGGUCCCUUCGGUUCAUGCUGCGCUGCCUCUAACUGACACACACACACACACACACCACACACACACACACACACACACACACAUUCCUAUGCACAUACACAUUGAUGUGGAGAGGGACACUAAGAUAGCAUACCUGGAUUUGUUAAAACGCACAACGGACGCUCACCUGCAGAGUAUUCAGUGCAGCUGAGAUGGCCUAAUUUGAAAAUAUGAUGUCUUUUGAGUGGGAGGUCAAGGGUCAACUGUAUGCCUGUUUUGUCAUUCUGAGAGAGUCAAACAUAUCUGAACAGUAAAAGCUCUGAGCUCCUGAGUCAGGUGAGUGUGUAGUCAGGGGCAACGCAGCAUCUGGGGACAACCGAAGCAGAGAAUGUCGGAGAAAGCUGUGGCUGCGAGUACACCAGCUUGUACAUGUAUCGCUCAUAAUCUCUCAUACGUAUAAAAAAGUGUUUUAAUUUCCAUUUCUGCAUUCCCUCAUCCUGUUUUUAUCCAUUUUUACCAUAUUGACACAGCUUUCUCAAAUAUACGUGACUGUAAAUGACUGUUUUCUGUUCUCACUGUAAUUGUUUGAUCAUUUAUUCUUUUAUUUUCAAUGUCUGAAGUGUUGUCGUUUGUACGUAGGAGCAGAUGUGUAGAUGUGGAGGGAGAAUGGGGAGGCACUUGGAUAAAUGGAAAAAAAAAAAAAAAGUGAGUUUCCUUCACAAAUUGCAAAUGUAACUUUUAAAAUUAAGGGACAGAUUUCAAGUAUAUCAUGUAUAUACAGCAAAUAAUACCUUUCAUCUUGCCAGUGUCCAUUUUUUCAAAACAUCAUCUGUUAUUUUAACAAUUUUCUAUAUGUUACACAUCUGUUGUGAAUAUUUUCAGGAAUCAAAUGAUCAUUUUUAGUACAUUCCAAUGAGACUGUAAGCUUUGCCAUUAAUCAAAAACACUCUCUCAAACGCAAAUUCAAAAGCUUUUACAUCUUAUGCUUCAUUAAUGGAUCAUGGCCUCAGACAAAGAGGUUUAUUCUCUCUUUUUUUAUGAUGAUUUCUAUGCAAUCAAGCACAACGGAACAAAGAUGUGCCAUGGAAUUGUUCACUUUUUAGACGUGAUGCUCCUAUGUGGUUGUGGAUUUUUUUGGGUGAGUGAAAAUGAUAGGUCCACAUGUUAACAUGAGGAUAGCCAUAGAACUUACCUGACACCUUCUACUCCCGUAUUUUACUUGCACUACAGCAACAUUUUUGCUUCGUAGAACACACACACGGCUUUGUAAAGAUGCGAUGCACAACCGUCUAAUGCUGUAGAAAAGCAUUAAAAUGACAUAACAGUUUGUAUUUAUUAAAAAAAUUACAAUAAAAACCUUGUAACAGA